AUGAAAAACAUGGCCGACGCGGCGCUAGGUGUAAGUGGUCCUACUGUUGACAAGAAGACUGUCAGCUACGUUGUGGCAGGCUGCUUCUGUGUGUACGCACUCGUGUACAAAAUUCCCAUCCCGUGCUUCGGCUGUCAAAAGGACGGAUUUUGGUACCGCUGUGUCAUGGACACCGGUCACGGCACGGCAUCAUGUGCCGCUCACAAAGCAGCCAAAAAUCGAGUCGAAACAGCGGGGAGGAUAAUGGAUGAGGCGGGCGUAUACAUGGACAAUCUAUGGGAUUUCACGAAGACCGAACUACCCGGGGUGAUCAGCGACUUCAUUGCUACCCUGAAAGACCAGAUCCUCGGUCUCAAGGACAGGAUGGCAGAAAAGAUCAACCUCAUCCUCACCUUCCUUCGCGAUAAGAUGAACCUAUUUUGGUCCAAGGUUAAGGGCGUCGCCGUGUCCACAUACGAACGGUUCAUGGACGUCGUCAUCAAUCCCGUUAUCAAGUUCUUCGUCGCCAACCUGCUCCAACCAGCCACUGUGGUUUUUGAAAAGAUAAUGGAAUUCCGCGAACUUGUGUGGACGGUUCUGUCCAAUGCAAUCGAUAAAUUCGCCAACAUUCCUAUUGGCAACUUUGUCGGAGACGUGGUGGACGUGUUCCAAAAACUCCCGGAAGCGAUGGAUGACUUGAAGGGCUUCAUGGUGAUGCUGAUCAACAAAAUCAAAAACGAGACGAUUGGCGUCGUGAACACGGGCAUCCGUGAAUCGAUCCAAGGCGUCGAGGCGUCCGUGAACAUUUUGUCGGGAGGUAUAGACGAGGGGGUCAACUCGAUUGUUGGAGGACUGAACCACGUCAAAGACGAGUUAGUCGGUAACCUCAAUAGAUCGAUCAACGGCAUGGCUUUCGGUAUAGAAACAGCUGUGAACAAGACCACUGGGGGAAUCGAGACAGUCAUCAACAAGAGCGUUGGGGGGAUCACAGACGGUAUCAAUGACAACAUGAACAGAGUCGAAAAGGGUGUCGGAAAGGUGAUGGAAACCACGAACGAUGUCAUCAAGGGGGCUGAGAUUGCUGUCAACACCAUAUCAUGUGGGAUCAACAACGCCCUGAACAAAGUUGGAGAUGGGAUAAAUACAGUCACGAAGGGAGUGAACUCGGCGGUUAACAAAGUAAUCAGUCCCGUGAACAGUGUAGUCAAUAUUAUGAAGAGAGCAAAGAACACACACAUUGGGUAUAACAAGGGCUUUGUAAAAAUAAACUUCAGGCCUCUCAAUUGGAUCAGCGCGCCGGGCGAGGUAAAAAAGAUCGACAUCGACGAGGUGGAGCUACCAACAAUCCCAGUCGAAAAAUUCGGCAGGAUCAAGGAAGACCUUAACAUCCCAAAUAUCCCCUUUGACCAAAUCGAUAUUCCCGCGCUUGACAUACCCACGGUUAACAUCAAGGCCCCGGCCGACAUCAAAGAAAUCGAUAUCCCCGACAUCAACAUACCGGGCGUGGCCAUCCCUAUCCCUCGUGAUGUCGAAGAAGAAGAUUUCAAACUUCCUCCUAUCCCUGGCUUCGGCUUUAUCUCCGACAGGGUGGAGAAAGUGAAAGAAUCCAUCAGAGAGAUAUUUGAGACAGCUAUGGCACCCCUGUACGACGGUUUGGCCACGCUCAUCGCUCUGGUCGGCAGUAUCAUUUCGAGCGCCAAGCACUUCUUUUACAACUACCUGACGUGGACGGCUAUCAAGAGCCGAGUGACCCAACUGAUGGGCUUAGCAGGAGAAGGUGUAUCAUUGCUCAAAGACUUGUUCAUGGACGAAAUCGUACCCGCGUUCAUGAAAUUAAUUCGGGCGAUGGCGGAUCCGAUCCUGGCUUUCGUCAAAACGGCCACGGAUCACACGUGGCGGUUCAUGAAGAAGCUCGGAACAAACGUCGGGUCAAUCUUCAACGAAUCAUACAGAGUAAUCGCCAAGGUCACCGGAGUUAUCGCGAAAGGAGUAUUCCAUACAGGAUUGUAUGUUGUAGGAACAACUAUUGAAAGGUACACAGGGUGGCUGCCGCUGCCGAUAUCGGUCAAACUUCUGCUGAUACUUGCUUCUAUCAUCUGGAUGUUCCUGGGUGGCUUUUUAAGUAACGGCAAAGCUUUAGUGGACCUGGCGCUCUCGGUCAUGCAAGGAUCAGCCAUUGCUCUGACGGACUUGGACCACCAACUAGACCUGAGAUUUGGCGUGAUUGAAAAAGCGACACCAGCUCUCUCCUCUUUUUUUAUGCACUAA
This is a messenger RNA of Ectocarpus siliculosus, 2247 nucleotides long. NCBI's taxonomy places the organism in Eukaryota, Phaeophyceae, Ectocarpales, Ectocarpaceae. The record is from the annotation of a GenBank genome assembly.